Molecule: messenger RNA, 4538 nt
Organism: Styela clava
Lineage: Eukaryota; Metazoa; Chordata; Ascidiacea; Stolidobranchia; Styelidae
Product: vacuolar protein sorting-associated protein 54-like
Biological process (GO): Golgi to vacuole transport; retrograde transport, endosome to Golgi
Cellular component (GO): GARP complex
Molecular function (GO): syntaxin binding
Source: RefSeq, a predicted model, not a curated record
AUAAAGAUAUAUCGUUUAUGUUAAUUUUAAUUUCCUCAUAACCUGUGAAGUUUAUUUUAUUGUUCUGAAUUAAACAUAGAUGAUUUUAAUACAUUGUAGGCUUCGUGCAACGAAAUUUUAAGACUUUCUCCUAUAUACGUAGAUACGUUAAUGCAGCACUCAAGUAGAAGUUGGCAUCACGAGCAUUACGAGUGGACUUUGGCUUAUUUGUUGUUCUUGCCGCGGCCGUGGUUUUGGUUUUAUGUGUUGUAAUUUAAAUGGCAUAAUUUCUUCUCUACUGAAUGGCACACGGUGGAAAUCAUGCAAAUGUUGACAAGAACAAACGGCUGAUAGCUCGUGAUUCUAAAGUCAACCUUGCAGCUUUACUGAACGAUCCCAGGAAGGCCAGGAGAGAUUACGAUGUUUUCACGAAAACUUGGGGAGAAUCGUUCAAAGAUCUCACUCAUGGAUCCACUGUACCUAAAUCUAGUAGGUUACCUGAAAUUUCGGAAGCACAUUUUGCUAAUUAUCUAUCAAAAACAAGGGAUAAAUUUCUUAGACAUCAGAGUCAACACGUUGAAAGUGGUAUCGUAACAAACGAGGGAAAUGAAUAUGGUGGUUCGAAAGUAAAUGCUGGAAAAGCUAGUCUUAAGACAGCUUCAUUGCAACAACAAUUGAAAAUCCAGGCAGCUACAAAGUUAGCUCUUGAUUCAAUUCCAAGAAUGUUUUUGAGGCCUACAUUUUCUCUUGAAGAUCCAGGGACAUUUUCUUCAGUAAUAAGUUUAAAUUCUUUAUCAUCGGGCCAUGCAACAACUAGAAACUAUGUAAGUGAUUUUAUUGCUCAUGGUAUGUCAUCAUCAAAAUUGUUACAAGAAAAACUAAGCCAUCAUUUAGACUUGGUAGAAGUCGCUAUCGUGCGUCAAAUAUCUGUUCAAUCAGAUGCAUUUUUUGAUGCAAUGGCAUCACAUGAAGACUUGAAUGAAUUCUUGCGUAAAAUGUUAUCAAGUGUUCAUCAAUUAAAACUUAAAAUUAGUGCAAUCGGUGAGACUAUAACAAAAAAAUCAUUCAAAGUACUACAUUGUCAUUGUAAGCACAGGAAUAGAGUUAUUGUUUUGAAUAAAUUACAAACAAUGAUAACAGUACACCAAGCCCAACCCACAAUACAACUUCUGUUAUCAACCGGUGAAUACGCAGGAGCAUUAGACUUGAUCGAAACGACACAAGAAGUUUUGAAACAAGAAUUAGCUGGACUUCAUUGUUUUAGGCAUUUAAGUUCCCAAUUAUCGGAAAUUGAAAAUGUGAUUGGCCAUAUGAUGAAUGAAGAAUUUUCAAACUGUAUAACCAAUGACCUUCAAAGGCCUUUAAUUGAGGGUUCUGUAACCUCACAACCCCAUCAUCUCACUGCGAUUGCGCUUGGAUUGAUUAGAAGAAAACGAUUAGUAUUCUUAGAUGAAUUUAGGGAAGAAGUUAAAACAACUGUAAAAACAAUCAUAAAAACAACGGUGGUGGAUGUAGUUGAAGCAUCAGAAAAGAACAACAAAAAUCUGACCAAUGGGGUCGAACAAAAUGGGGAUUCACCUGAAAAAACUGAAUCUUUGGCGGAAAGAAUGCGAUUGCUUGAAUAUAAUGAAUGGAUUGAGCUGUUUAUUGCAAUCACUGAUAAUUUAACUAUAUUUCUAAGACGAGUAAAAUCUUUUUUGACUGUCGUAGUCAAUGCGAUCUGCCUAUCGACACCACCGUCUAAAAGAUUUAAUGUGAAUAAUUCCCUCGCGAAUGGAAUUUCUACAGAUUCUGAUUUGGCUGUGCAUACUGCACCUGAUGAAUUGAAUGAGUUGGAACAACAAACUACCUCUCCUAAAGAUACUAUUUCUACAGAUAAUGUAUGGGACGAUAUGGACCAAUAUGAAGCUCAAUUGAUGGAGUCUGUAAAUGAGAAUCCGAGAGAAAAAGAAUCUAAGCAAAAAUUACAAAAAACAUUUUCACAGAAUAUUUCAGACUCUAUAUCUACUAAAGGAACUGAUAAUUCUGACUCAUAUUCGGUAACUGAAGAAUGUGAUUCCUCUUCUGCGGGUUCAUUGCUAAAUGAAAAAGAACAUAGCGACUUUAUGCAAUCAAUUUGUGAAAAUUUAAUAUGGGCUGCAGAUUUUGCUCACGACCGUUGUGUUAAAGUCAUUAUUGCCAAAAAUAAAAAUUCUUCUUUGGAGAAGUUAACUUCUCUCCAGUUUUUAACACUUGCUCAAUCCAUUGAAAAGUAUCUCACUGACACGGAAAACAUAUUUUUAGGAGAAGAAAGUAAUGGUGAUAAAGAUUCUUUAUAUUUUGAUGGAUAUUUCAUGAUGUGUUGUGGAAAUUAUAACAGGGGUGGUGGAGUCUUGAGAGGUGUUUUGCAAUCGCAAGCAUCACGCUUUGUCACAAGAUUUCAUGAAGAAAGAAGAAAUAAAUUAUCACUUAUACUUGAUAAUGAAACAUGGAAACAAUCUGAAGUACCGGCUCAACUUGCAAAGUCGCUGCAAAAUCUAUCAGUUGCUGCAUCUAAAAAUGAAAUCAAAGUGGAUAAAUUACCUGAUGAUGGAUCAGCAGAAAGUACGAAACCUACUGCUCUGUUGACCAUUGAUGGAGAUGAAUAUGCUGUUGUUGGGACAGUACUCAUGCUUCUUAAAAUGGUGACAGAAUAUUUAAAAUGUGCUGAUGAUUUGCCUGCCUCAACACAAGACUUAAUGACAAGGGUUUGUGAAUUAUUAACGCUAUUCAAUUCUCGAACUUGCCAACUUGUCCUAGGUGCGGGGGCGUUACAGCUAGCUGGACUGAAAACAAUAACCACUAGAAAUUUAGGUUUAGCGUCAAGGUGCCUUCAACUUGUUUUAAAUCUACUUCCAUCAAUUAGGUACCAAUUUAAACAAAAACUGUCGCUGUCUUGUCCUCCGAAUAGCAAAAGUAAACAUUUAAGCAGUUUGAAACAUUUCGAUCAUGUUUCAAAAGAUUAUAAGGAUCAUAUAACAGAAAUUGAUAAUAAACUUGUCAAUAUAAUGGAUUCUGCAAUUGAAAAUAAUCUUUCAAGAUGGCAGGUAAAAGCACCAAUGCCUUCUCGUGAAUUUCGAACUAUAUGUCGUCAGAUGACAAAACUUCAUGAAAUGAUUGCGGAUUUAUUACCUGAAAAACAGGUAGAAAAUAUUCUGUAUAAUAUUCACUUAAGCUUUGCAAAACAGUUGCAUAGAAAACUCCAACAAUAUGGUGUUCGUAAUGACGGAGGACCACAAUGUGGUCUUGUUAUGUCUGAUAUUGCUUUUUAUGAGGUUAGCUUAAAAAACUUGAAAGUUUUCAAUGAAGAUUUAUCAAUGAAUUCUGUGUGGAGCUGAGUCAAAUUUUGAUAUAUGAACAUAGGCACAGUUGUAAUCAGGGAUAUUCAAGAUGAAUCAAUGUUCGAUUACAUUUGAAAUAGGCUAUAUUUAAUAUAGUAAAUAUAUGAUAUCCGGUAUAAUUUUAAUAUUUUCAUUAGAACAAUUAUCAUUAUAAGCAUUUGAAAUCUUGUAUGAUCAGACUUUCUUCAACCUGACUUACAAUGAUUUGUGAAAAUUUCUUUUUUUAACGUGACUCAAUUUAUUACAUGUUCAAAAAUAUUACCUACAUCAGAAUGUAUUCGAAAUAGUAAAUGAUUUGAUUUUGGUUAUCCCUGGUUGCUUUUUUUUGUCCAUAAAUUUGGGUUGCGGAUUGGCAAAAAUAGUUUUGCAGAAAUUCUUUAUUCUUGUAUUGGAUAUUUUUAUAUGAAUAAUCGCACUACUAAAUUCAGCUUUUGUUGCCAAAUAAUAGAAAAAACGUUUGAACAUUCAUUGGUCGUUCAGAAAAUUCCACUUUUAUAAUUACUUAUAUGAAAAUCCACUUGCUAAACUUUCUUAUUGAAAUUUCAAUAUCAUAGGGUUUCGUAUUAUUCAAAUUUUUGUUCCUACACUUGAACAAUAAUCAACCUAAAAUACUAGCGAUUUUACUCUGCUGCUUGUUAUUGUCGCUUUUUUUAAAUCCUCUUUCUAAUAUUUUGAACAGGUACUAGAAUAUGAUGUGAUAGUUUUAAAAUAGUUGUACGUAUAUCUUUUCAAUACUUUUUUUUUUAAUUCAAAUCACUUCCAUAAUUCUCCAUCAAGUAUCCUAACCUUGAUCUGAAUGGUAACUAAAAUUUCCCCCUGAAUUCUUGUAUUACUCGUAUUUUUGGAAUGAUGAACGGGCCAAUGAGUACUAAAAAUCUCUGGAACCACUGGUAUAGACCUUGAUUUCAAGAUAGUCUAUAGUGCUGUUGUUUUUCUGCGCGCAUCUAGAUAUUCUGAAUGUUUCAAGCACGUGAAUUUGUCCAAAAGGAUUCAAUUUUUAUUUAUAUAUUGCACUUAAUAUAUUGACCUGCAAUGUUGUUGAGUUUAAUAAAUGUGGUGUUUUAUGUCAGAGCUGAAUGGCAUGAAGCCUAUAGUUGCAACUGCAGCAUCGUGCCUUCUACAUUUUUUAUGUGCUGUUCUGUCAUUUUGUCAACCAUCACACGCAAAUUAUGAAUAUAUUAAACUCUUGCUAUUUUCGUA